ACGACUCGUCGUUUUGACGUUUCGUGUUGGAAAUUGAGUAGAUUCUGGGAAAGAAACAUGUACAGAUUCGAUUAAUUUAAGUUUCUUUGGACUGUUAUAAUAAUUGUUGGGAUCAUAAAUCUACAUUUCUGAAAUUCCAAUUUGCUAAUUACGCACUUUAAUAAUACUAAUUGUAAUCGACCCGUCGAAGCCUGCAACCUUACUUGAUCUAUUUUGACCAUAAUACUAUUUCAUCACAAAGUACAAAACAGUAGACAGUAAUCGAUUCGAUCAAGUUUUCUUUCUUAAUAAUGUAUGUAUCUGUAACGGGACUUGACGGCUAUAAAUUUGCAACAUUAUUCGUAUAUGCUAAUCUUCAUUUAUGUCAGAGUAUUUUUUGAAAUCAUAAAAUCUUUUAGUCCCUAACAGUUAUUCAUGAUUAACACGCUGGUACGAUGUCCUGGUAUGUAUUGUGGGCGAAAUUUACUCCCCACCGGAAAUUGGAGCCAGUGCGAAGCUUGUCCCAGGGGUUUCAGGAGCAACGAAUCUUCCGCUUGUGUACCUUGCGAAGAUUUCCCAAUGUUUUAUGAUUGGUUGUAUCUUGGUUUCAUGGCUCUCUUAGCCCUUGUUUUACAUUGGUUUUGCAUUGAUAUGGUGGCCAUGCGACGUAACAUUACUAAAGAAGUAGUAGCGCUCCACUUGUCUGCCUUGGUCGAGAUAGUUGGAGCUUCACUCAUUACGCUACAACUAACCGAACCCAUUGGAAGUUUCAACAUUACAUCUUGCAAGGCAAGACGAUUGUCUGAUUGGUACACUCUGCUUCACAAUCCAAACCCAGAUUAUGAGAAGACGUUACAUUGUACUCAGGAAGCAGUUUACCCAUUGUACACAAUGGUCUUUAUUUUUUAUGCUCUGGGCAUAGUACUGAUGUUACUCAUCCGGCCACUGAUUGCCAAGAAGUUUCUACCAAAGCAAGGAAAAUUCUCAAUCUAUGCUGCUCUGUAUUUUUUCCCUAUUUUAGCCAUGCUCCAUGCAAUUGGCGGUGGUCUCAUAUAUUAUUCCUUUCCAUAUAUAACCAUCAUAUUGUCUGUUUUAUCUAAUGCGGCACAUUUUGCCUUCAAACUGAACCAGUCGAUGAAAUCACUGGUAAUAAGUUCGAUAUCGGACAUAAGAAACGUAGUGGUAAUACUUGGCCAUUGGCUUCUGCAUGGAUAUGGAGUAACAGCAGUGGCUACUCUCAGGGGGCUAAGUGUUCACCCAGCGAUGCUUACCUUGGUUCCAUUGCCGGCAUUAUUCUACAUUCUUACUGCUCGAUUCACAGAUCCCAACAAACUUCACGCCGAAUAAAUAAUAAAUAUUUGGAAGGUAAAAGUUUGUAAUCACCUUUGUACCACAAGGAAAAUUUGUAAUAAAAAAUGACGAUAUACUUAGAAGGUUGAGGCAUAGUUAUCAGU
Messenger RNA from Neodiprion fabricii, 1433 nucleotides. RefSeq names its product JNK1/MAPK8-associated membrane protein. Gene Ontology annotation, molecular function: ubiquitin protein ligase binding. Lineage: Eukaryota; Metazoa; Arthropoda; Insecta; Hymenoptera; Diprionidae. The record is from RefSeq and is a predicted model, not a curated record. Gene Ontology annotation, biological process: response to unfolded protein. Gene Ontology annotation, cellular component: membrane. The transcript is spliced from 4 exons. Bases 415 to 1326 code for a protein of 303 amino acids.